Messenger RNA from Ostreococcus lucimarinus CCE9901, 1014 nucleotides. RefSeq lists its product with no specific name. The transcript has a single exon. NCBI's taxonomy places the organism in Eukaryota, Viridiplantae, Chlorophyta, Mamiellophyceae, Mamiellales, Bathycoccaceae. Gene Ontology annotation, molecular function: fructose-bisphosphate aldolase activity. The record is from RefSeq and is a predicted model, not a curated record. Gene Ontology annotation, biological process: glycolytic process. The coding region runs from base 1 to 1014 and encodes 337 amino acids.
AUGUCGUUCGCGGAUGAGCUGCGCGCCACGGCGCUCGCGCUGAGCGCGCCGGGCAAGGGAAUCCUGGCCGCGGACGAGAGCACGGGGACGAUCGGAAAGCGGCUCGCGUCGAUCGGUGUCGAAAACGCGAUUGAAAAUCGAGUCGCGCUGCGCGAAUUGCUCUUCAGCGCGCCGGGGUUCGAGAAGUACGUCAGUGGAGUGAUACUGUUCGAUGAAACGCUGCGAUCGACGGGGAAGAGCGGGACGUCGUUCGCGGAGAUGCUGCGAUCGAGAGGCGUGACGCCGGGCAUCAAAGUCGACGCGGGGACGCGAGCGCUCGACGCGUCGCCGAACGAAACCUUCACGCAAGGCUUAGAUGGGUUGGCGGAACGCUGCGAAGAAUAUUACGCCAUGGGCGCGCGAUUUGCGAAGUGGCGCGCGGUGCUGACGAUUGAUGAGGCGAAAGGAUUGCCGAGCGCGUUGGCGUUGGCGGAGAACGCGAACGCGUUGGCGAGGUACGCGAGCGCGUGUCAAUCGCGAGGUUUGGUGCCGAUCGUUGAACCCGAAAUUUUGAUGGACGGCGCGCACGGUAUCGAAGUCUGCGGGGCGGUGACGCGCAGGGUGCUGGACGCGGUGUUUUCGGCGCUGCGUUUGCACGGCGUGCAGUUGGACGGGAUGAUUUUGAAGCCAAACAUGGUGACGCCGGGGGCGAGCGCGAAGACGAGCGCGAACGUCGACGCCGAAGUCGCGCGAGCGACCGUCGCGGCGCUGUGUGACACCGUUCCGCCGUCAGUGCCGGGUAUUUUGUUCUUAUCGGGCGGACAGAGCGAAGAAGAGGCGACCGAGCGUUUGCGAUUGAUGAACACGACGCAAAAAGCCGAUCGAGCGCCGUGGACGCUCUCCUUCUCCUACGGCCGCGCGCUUCAAGCCAGCUGCUUGAAGGCGUGGGGUGGUAAGUCCGAAAACGUGAGCGCCGCCCAAGCGGCGUUCUUAGACCGAUGCAAAUCAAACUCCGAAGCGUCGAUCCGUCGCUAG